Molecule: messenger RNA, 7954 nt
Organism: Phacochoerus africanus (Common warthog)
Lineage: Eukaryota; Metazoa; Chordata; Mammalia; Artiodactyla; Suidae
Gene: ANO3
Product: anoctamin 3
Exons: 26
Coding region: 5-2899 (964 amino acids)
Biological process (GO): chloride transmembrane transport
Cellular component (GO): plasma membrane
Molecular function (GO): chloride channel activity; protein dimerization activity
Source: RefSeq, a predicted model, not a curated record
AGGUAUGAAUAUAAGCAAGAGUGAGAUAGCAAAAGAAACUUCACUAAAACCAUCUCGGAGAUCCCUGCCUUGCCUCGCGCAGAGCUAUGCUUACUCCAAGAGUCUAAGCCAGUCUACCUCACUCUUCCAGUCAAUUGAGAGUGAAUCUCAGGCUCCCACAUCUGUAACCUCAAUCUCUGCUGACAAAGCAGAGCAAGUUAACCCUGAGGAGAGAAAAGAGUCUGUGCUCAAAUGUUCUUUUGCUGAUCUCAGUGAUUUUUGCUUGGCCCUAGGAAAAGAUAAGGAUUACAUGGAUGAAUCAGAACAUGCUAAUUAUGACCGAUCUCGCCUCAUUAAAGACUUUGUUCCCAAAAAUAAUUCUGAAUCCAAGACAAGAUUGCCUAAGAAUGACAUGAAUUACAUAGCAUCCAGUGGACUUCUCUUCAAAGAUGGCAAAAAGCGGAUUGAUUACAUCUUGGUUUAUAGAAAGUCAAAUAUACAAUAUGACAAAAGAAACACAUUUGAAAAGAACCUCAGAGCAGAAGGCCUGAUGUUGGAAAAGGAGCCAGCUGUCGCAAACCCUGACAUCAUGUUUAUUAAAAUUCACAUUCCGUGGGACACGCUGUGCAAGUAUGCAGAGAGGCUGAAUAUCAGGAUGCCUUUCAGGAAAAAAUGCUAUUACACUGACCGGAGGAGCAAAUCAAUGGGCAGGGUGCAAAAAUAUUUUAGAAGAAUCAAAAAAUGGAUGUCCCAAAACCCAAUGGUUCUUGACAAGUCAGCUUUCCCAGACCUGGAGGAGUCAGACUGCUAUACCGGCCCCUUCAGCCGGGCACGGAUUCACCACUUCAUAAUAAACAAUAAGGACACCUUCUUCAGCAAUGCUACUCGAAGCAGGAUAGUCUAUCAUAUGCUACAGCACACCAAAUAUGAAAAUGGAAUAUCAAAAGUGGGUAUCUGUAAACUUAUAAACAAUGGCUCAUAUAUAGCAGCUUUUCCCCCACAUGAGGGAGCUUACAAAAGCAGCCAGCCCAUCAAAACCCAUGGACCUCAGAAUAACAGACAUCUGUUAUAUGAGCGCUGGGCACGCUGGGGAAUGUGGUACAAGCAUCAACCCCUGGAUUUAAUCAGGCUAUACUUUGGUGAGAAGAUUGGUCUGUAUUUUGCUUGGCUUGGGUGGUAUACUGGAAUGCUGAUUCCUGCAGCCAUUGUUGGUUUGUGUGUUUUCUUCUAUGGAAUAUUCACAAUGAAUGCAAGUCAAGUAAGCCAAGAAAUUUGCAAGGCCACUGAAGUCUUCAUGUGCCCUCUCUGUGACAAGAACUGCUCACUGCAGAGACUCAAUGAAAGCUGUAUCUAUGCCAAGGUGACAUAUCUGUUUGACAAUGGAGGGACAGUCUUCUUUGCUAUUUUUAUGGCAAUAUGGGCCACAGUCUUCCUGGAGUUUUGGAAAAGGAGAAGAAGUACACUGACCUAUACUUGGGACCUUAUUGAAUGGGAAGAAGAGGAGGAAACACUUCGUCCCCAGUUUGAAGCAAAGUAUUACAAGAUGGAGAGAGUGAAUCCCAUCAGUGGAAAACCCGAACCACAUCAGCCUUCCUCAGACAAAGUCACUCGUCUUCUUGUUUCUAUCUCAGGAAUAUUCUUCAUGAUUUCUCUGGUGAUCACUGCAGUGUUCGCAGUUGUGGUAUAUCGCCUGGUUGUCAUGGAACAGUUUGCAUCAUUCAAGUGGAAUUUUAUCAAACAACACUGGCAGUUUGCAACCUCAGCUGCUGCAGUCUGUAUCAAUUUUGUAAUCAUUAUGGCACUGAAUCUUGCUUAUGAAAAAAUUGCUUAUCUUCUCACUAAUUUAGAAUAUCCUCGAACAGAAUCUGAAUGGGAAAACAGCUUUGCUCUGAAGAUGUUCCUCUUCCAAUUUGUCAAUUUAAACAGUUCUAUCUUCUAUAUUGCUUUCUUUUUGGGCAGAUUUGUAGGCCACCCAGGAAAAUACAAUAAACUUUUUAACCGAUGGAGACUGGAGGAAUGUCAUCCUAGUGGCUGUUUGAUAGACCUCUGUCUCCAGAUGGGAGUUAUCAUGUUUUUGAAGCAAAUAUGGAACAAUUUCAUGGAACUGGGAUACCCGUUGAUCCAGAAUUGGUGGUCACGACAUAAAAUCAAACGGGGAAUACAAGAUGCUUCAAUACCUCAGUGGGAAAAUGAUUGGAAUCUGCAGCCCAUGAAUAUUCACGGACUCAUGGAUGAGUACUUAGAAAUGGUUUUGCAGUUUGGUUUUACCACCAUCUUUGUGGCGGCUUUUCCUCUGGCCCCUCUUUUGGCUCUGUUAAACAAUAUCAUUGAAAUCAGGCUGGAUGCAUACAAAUUUGUUACCCAGUGGCGGAGGCCUUUGCCAGCCAGAGCAACUGACAUAGGUAUCUGGUAUGGAAUUCUUGAAGGAAUUGGUAUAUUGGCCGUGAUCACCAAUGCGUUUGUAAUUGCUAUUACAUCUGAUUACAUUCCACGUUUUGUCUAUGAAUACAAAUAUGGCCCUUGUGCAAAUCAUUUUGAAUAUCGUGAAAGUUGUUUAACAGGAUAUGUCAACAAUAGCCUAUCCUUCUUUGACCUGAGUGAGCUUGGUGUGGGAAAAUCUGGUUAUUGCAGGUACCGAGACUACAGAGGCCCUCCUUGGAGUUCCAAACCCUAUGAGUUCACCCUCCAGUACUGGCAUAUCCUCGCUGCUAGACUGGCCUUCAUCAUCGUGUUUGAGCACCUUGUUUUUGGGAUCAAGUCAUUCAUCGCAUACCUGAUUCCAGAUGUACCAAAGAACCUAUAUGACCGAAUACGACGGGAGAAGUACUUAGUCCAGGAAAUGAUGUAUGAGGCUGAACUAGAACAUUUGCAACAACAGCGGAGAAAAAGUGGUCACCCUGUUCACCAUGAAUGGCCUUAGUGGAUACUUGUUGCCCAGCAGGGGCUAUACCAUUAGUGGGAAUGAUGGCAACUUCCGAUUCUAGGUGGGAUCUAAGAGGAAGGCAUACCUGGCAAAUCAUGUAGAUAAUAUGUUAAUUGGACAUGCAUCACAGCAGUCUCUGGGAUUUGAAAUAUCCAGGUUUCUAGGGAAGAACAAAAAAAUGACUCAUGACCUUAAAAAUGGUUAGACUGGCAUUGCAGGAAGCCAGGAUCUAAUUCUCAGAACCAGCCUCAGGGAGUUGUGUGUUUGGAAACCUCCACCUUCUAUCAGCUGCAGUGUAAUAAGAAGGGUGAUGGUGAGGUUUCUAGACACAGAUUUCCAUGUAAAUGUGCACAAGCCAGGCAUGACUGAAAGUAUCAUGGGGUCCCCACUCACAUAGUAAUCUGACUUUGGAACCUUAAGUCAAGUUGCGAUACUUAACAAGAAAUGACAAAUCAAUGAUUGCCUUUGCUGCCAGAACUCCAUGUCCCUUCAGCUUACUGUUUUAUAGGAAUUUCACAUGUUUCUUGCUGAGAAUUUGGAUCUGUGCCACAGGGAAUUUAUGCUGCUUUACACUGACUAUGCAGUUGAAGAGUUGCACAUCACCUUUAGUCGUCAAACCAAAAAUCUAAGACUCUAAGGGGUAUCAUUCAUUGAAAUAAUAUUCUAUUACAUUGGCUGCAUUCCAAUCUGUUUUAUCACUGGCAGGAUCAGUUUCACUGCCUUUUAUUAAACUAAAUGCUAAAGAGCCACAUACUUAUAAAGUAUGGAUGUUUAUUCUCAUAUCAUUUAGAACGUGACGAAUCCGUAUUUUACUGUGAAAGCCUGUUUUUAGUACAUUUAAUUUCCACCUCCCUGAUUUAUUACAACUCUCACAGAAUAACUUGAAAUGCUGUAAAUAUGUUGGUUUUCCUUGUACCUUUGCACUUUGACAAUAUGGAAUGCAAGUUACAAUUCAUGCAGCUCUGAGACCAGUUACAAGUAUGCCAUUGUGGCUUGUUUAUUCAGGAAAACAGAAGCCAGAUGCUUUGCAACACUGAUGCUUUUCCAAUGAUGUGCACUCUUGCUCAUGAGCUGAUGAAAACAAUGCAUGAAUAUCAACUUAUAUCAUUUGUUAAAAUACACAUUUUUUUGAGUUUUACUUUCUUUUUGUCACUGAAGGGAUACUUCUGUUACUAUUUCUUUGGUGGAUUGAUUUGGUUUAUUUUUGAAAAUUCCCUAGAACCGAAGUCAAAUUAAUUGUGAAAGACACCAUUUUUGCUUUGUUACAGAGUUGCUAUUUCUCUGUGAACUCUGUAUGACUGUUCACAGACUUAGGGGAAUGAUAGAACAUUCAACUAAAGAAAGUCUGGUGGAGGCAUAAAUUGUGGGGCAGGAUGGGAAAAAAGAGAAGAGUUGAAAUAAGAAAAUAUAGGGUAGAAAUCAAGACACUCUUUCUUGCAAAACAAUCAAAGCUAAUCUCAGUUUUCUUCCCCUGGGAAUGGGAUGGGGAGUACGUAAAUGUACAUUUAUACAAAUAUGUGAUUAUUAUUUGUGCAGUAAAUCAAAGUACAAUUAUUUCCACAACAUAUAAAGACCAGAUUAGACCAAAUGGAAAUAAAACUAGUUUGUUUCUAUGCAAGGAUUUUUCUAGCAAGAAAAUUAAAAAGUUUCUCUUAACUAGAAAACUAUUUUUAUAAUUCUAACACUGAAAAUACUUUUUUGACUCUUGCUUCUUUCCCUCCAGGGAAAAGCUGAUUGGUUGGUUGGUUGCUUAGUUUUUGUCAAAAAUAUUUACUUCCCUACUUGUCCCCUGAUUCUGAGCAAGGGAAAGGACCUCAGACACUGAAUUUCCCUGACAUGCCUUUGCCACAAGGGAUUCUGCCACUCAGAUUACCCAGAGGUUCUGUUUCCACCACCUGCUCAUUCAUAGCAACUAAUUACACGAACUCUGAACUCUGCAAAAGAGCUUUAAAUGCCUCCAUUUUGGUAACACCUGCAUUUCCUUUUCUUUGUUGGUUAAAUGUAUACACAUGCCUGAGAAUAAAUACUUUCUAUGCCUGUUGAAGACUUAAAUGAACCUGACAUUUAUGUCCUUUCUAAAUUAGGGACAGAAGACAAAAGCAUUCAUCUUAUAGUAAAGAAUGAUGAUAGCUGUGUCCUUGAGAAUUCUUCUGAGUUAUUUUUAUAUAACCAUAUAAAAUCAUAUUGAUUACCUAAAGAGAAAAAUAUGAGAAUAGAAAGGAGUUUUUAAUAAAAAAAAACAUAAUACAUCGAUUUAGAAAAUGCCUUCUCUGAUAUUUUUUGAAGCUGAUGGAAAACUAGAGAAACAAUGAAAAAGUUAUCUGAAAUUCUCCUUUCGUGUAACAAUGCCAUAGAAUCUAGCUAUGCCUUCAUCAUUGUUGAUGGUAAAAUACUGACAGCCCCUCACAAUAUAUCAGUUUUAGAUGACUCUGAUUUAGUUAAGAGAAAUGUUUUAUAUCAUGGUUUUCUUAUGAAUACAAAUUAUUUCUCAAAGAUUUAUAUAGCACACACUAUUCUCAGGAAUUCUGUAUUACAUGAAUGCUGCUUAUAUAUUUUCAUAUUCUAAACUGUUGUCUUUUCAAGCAAGUAACUAAUAUAUAUGUGCAUGAAGUCAGCGUUGACGAGUUGCUCAAAGCUGAAGCAUUUUUAUUGUACAGUGUGUGGAAAAUCACUCUAGAUUACAGCUGAAAUAGUUCGCAGUUGUCUGAGUCUGUGCUCGCACUUUGAAAUAAAAUGCUGAGUGACUGCAUGAUGAGACACAACUUCCAAAUGCUGCACAUCCUUCCAAAAGGACUCGUCGCACAAUCUAUUGUAGAAUGCAAUGAAAAGAAAUCUUUUUCACUCAAUAAACAAUCGUGUGAUGUGGCAUUUUUUUUCCCCUGUAGUUUGCAUGUUAAAUUUAAUCCUGCUGGUUGUUUAAAUAUUAUGUUGGGAUUUGUCGAGUGUGUAUAGGGAAGGGGAUGGUUCAUUCCUUAGCUCAUUUCUUAGUUUUCUAUUCUCAUGGGCCCUCCCACUCUUAAAGAGUUUUGACUGUUUGUCUUUUAAUAAGCUCAUUAUCAUCAUGAAGGAGUCUCAUGAUGAAACAAAGUGCAGGUGGAGUCUCAUAUGGAUUCUAGUAACGCUCUGUGCUAGAAACAGAUGGGGGAGGAAGCUUGAGUGGCUCUCCCGUCACGCAGAAGCAUUUUCAUUUUUUUUUCACACUUGCACUGGCUCUAUUGAUCACCAUCCAAAUCUCCUUAGAACAGGAGUUUUAGCAAAGAUGUAAUUCAUGGGGAAGAAGGACAUAUAGGGCCAACUGUCGAUAAGAGGCUAUCAAAUUGCCCAUUUGUUUCUCCACCUGAUGGUGAAAAUUGAAAAUCCAGGUUGUGCUUAACUGGUAAGGCCGAAUUGAUUAGCCUGUUAAUUAGGGACAGGUAGCUCUAGGCCCAGUGUGUAGUGUAUUUGUGUGUAUGCAUCUGUGUGGGUGAAUGUGUGUGUAUGUGAGCGGAUAUAUAUACACAUCACUGGAAAUGCUUUUGUUUAUGGGCAUAUGUAUUUUAUUUUACUCAAAUUCAAUUGUAUGACAUCUUUUUUCAACAUAAUAGUCUAGCAGUUUUAUAUAGGUCCCUUAAGUUUAAUUAGCCAGUAUAAAUGACUCCAUGUAACUUUAGGAAUGCUUUUUUGUGUAAGAACUCAUGAGCCCCUAUUCUCUGUGAGAUAAUGCCCAACUCAGUCCUGUUGAACUCAUCAGAUAUGUCCAUUCUGUUUUUCCCCAAAUCAUGGCAUUAUAACCAGCUCGGGGAGGAGUUGAAAGUUUUUUCUAGGGAAUCAGUUAACAUCUUAUAGCCUUCUUGGUCCUUGAAAGAGAACAUUUUUAGGAUGAGCCCGGAAAACCCAGCUUCUGAUGGAAAGGUGAACAUUUCCCUACAGACAUUUCUAUUCAAAAAGAAAUGUACCAACAAAAUAUAGUCCAAAGGGAAGACUGGCUGGGCUUUAGUUUCGAUCAUUGAUCAGCCUAGGUUCCUGUAAGCUAGGACUUACAUACAUACUUAUAGUGAUAAUACUUGCUAUCUGGGUUUAUCACAGAAACUACAUCCAAGACCCCAUUUGUUGGUUUUCCUUCUAGAGAACACAAAUAUAGCCACUGUGUCCUAGCCACAUCCACACUAAGGCAUUUUUUUCAGGAAAGUAAAAUGAAAGGAGACAGAUUGGGAGACAAGACUCAUGUUUGAGAGCAGAUCCAAUUUCUUGGACCAUCAAAGUCUGCCAGCAGGGAGAAUAAGCCUGUUCCUCCUACCUCACUGCUUUGCAACUAUACCAAUGUGUGUUCCAGCACCUUCUCCCUGGAAGAAACCUAUUGUUCUCUGUACAACUGCCCCAUAGUGGGAGCCUUGUGCACUCAAAAGUCAGCAAAGUAGAUUCUGUUGUACAUCUUUCCCUAAAAAAGGAAGAGGAUGAGAUUAUCAGGCAUAUGCUGGCAUCAACUUCUUCAGAAUAUUUAUUUACAUCUCAGAUCUCGCUCUCUCUGCAAGAAAGGCAGUAUCUGCUGUUUUUCAGAAAGCAAACAUUUCCUAAAUUAUCAAAAAACAAAACUUAAUAACAUCUAUUUAGAUAUUCCCACAAAAAUAAUUGCCAUGUAAAUGGCUAGCCCCACGUGGUAUUUAAGCUGCCUCAGAACCUUUAUAAUCAUUUUAUCAAUGUCCAUGCCAUUCAAUGCCGCCAGGUAAACACUUUAGUCCAAAUUUAAUAUCUUUUCCAAAAAGAAGUUAACAGAUUUUUCCCACUGAUUUUGACCCACUGUACUUUUUUGGAUGUGGUACUCAACAUGAAAAGAGAGAGACUGAAUGGCCAGAAAAAUCAGAUGGCAAAUAUAAUUGCGGAAGCAAUGGUUUUGGUUUUUUUUUAGGGGGGGGGAUAUACAUAGGAACUUUCCUACCAAAGCAAAAAUGUCUACUUUGCCAAUCCUAUUUCAGUGUGUACUAUUCUCGCACCCUGCCUUCUUUCUGAGUGAAAAGCAACUGAAAUUUAAUUCAACUUUUAACGUGAGGAAGAAAUAAAAGGUUUUGUCUUGUU